Molecule: messenger RNA, 156 nt
Organism: Dentiscutata erythropus
Lineage: Eukaryota; Fungi; Glomeromycota; Glomeromycetes; Diversisporales; Gigasporaceae
Source: the annotation of a GenBank genome assembly
AAAGAUAGUGAAGAAGAAAAUAUUCCAAUUUUGACUUUUUACCAAUCUUUCUUGGACAAUCUAGAUUUCAAACCUGACAAAAAUGAUGAUGUCACCAAUAAUAUUACGGAAAUAAACAUUAAAGGUGUCUACUACUUGGUUGCUAUCUCACCUUGA